CUUUUUACUUUCUGUUCUUUGGUGCUCUGGAACUUGCAGAGAGAGGUAGAGUGGGUAAGGGGAGGCCGAGGCUGUGAUACUUUGCAUACACAUCCCUGUCAUUGUUCUGCCUGAAGAGACAGGGCUGGGUUCAAGGCCACAUGUGCUCCUGUCAUCAUCCACAUUUCUGCUCCAAGUGCAAUCCGGAGUGUCAGCUCUCCAUCUGUCUCUGCCUGGCAGGCGCACGCGCCCAGCACCCUGCCUCGGGCUAUGCCGUCCCAGUCCCUUCUCACGGCUCUCCUCUCUCUGCUGCGCUCAUUCCAGAACAGGAGGCAUGAGCUCUGAUUGCGCCGGCUUUUAGGAGACAGCCACUUUUCUGUGUGGACCCUGCAUUCAAGGAUGCCUGGAGAGAGUCCUUCCCUUGAAGAUAUAGAGCACUGGCAGAAUUUGUUGCAUGAAAUGAGAAGGCCUGCACCAAAGCUGGAAGGGUUGAAGCCAGUUCAGAAGAGUAGGAAGUGAGGCCCUGUUGGAGAGGAGAGGCCAGGGUCCAAGAGAAUUCACUGAUACUUCUAGCAACAACUACAAGAAUGAUACCACAAGAGAAAAGGAGUAAGAAAUCGGACUGAGAAACACUCCACGAUGCCUGACUCACCUGUGGAUGUGAAGACUCCGUCCAGGCUGACUCCUCCCACGAUGCCACCUCCCCCAACAACUCAAGGAGCCCCGAGAACCAGUUCAUUUACACCGACAACAUUAACUAAUGGCACGAGCCAUUCACCCACAGCCUUGAAUGGUGCCCCCUCGCCGCCCAAUGGCUUUAGCAAUGGCCCUUCCUCUUCUUCCUCUUCUUCUCUGGCUAACCAGCAGCUGCCUCCUGCUUGCGGUGCCCGGCAGCUCAGUAAGCUGAAGCGGUUCCUUACCACCCUGCAGCAGUUUGGCAAUGACAUUUCACCGGAGAUAGGAGAGAGAGUCCGCACCCUCGUGCUAGGACUGGUGAACUCUACUUUGACAAUUGAAGAAUUUCAUUCCAAACUGCAAGAAGCUACUAACUUCCCACUUCGACCUUUUGUCAUCCCAUUUUUGAAGGCCAACUUGCCCCUGCUGCAGCGUGAGCUCCUCCACUGCGCAAGGCUGGCCAAACAGAACCCUGCCCAGUACCUCGCCCAGCAUGAACAGCUGCUUUUGGAUGCCAGCACCACCUCACCUGUUGACUCCUCAGAGCUGCUUCUCGAUGUGAACGAAAACGGGAAGAGGCGAACUCCAGACAGAACCAAAGAAAAUGGCUUUGACAGAGAGCCUUUGCACUCAGAACAUCCAAGCAAGCGACCAUGCACUAUUAGCCCAGGCCAGCGAUACAGUCCAAAUAACGGCUUAUCCUACCAGCCCAAUGGCCUGCCUCACCCCACCCCACCUCCACCUCAGCAUUACCGUUUGGAUGAUAUGGCCAUUGCCCACCACUACAGGGACUCCUAUCGACACCCCAGCCACAGGGACCUCAGGGACAGAAACAGACCUAUGGGGUUGCAUGGCACACGUCAAGAAGAAAUGAUUGAUCACAGACUAACAGACAGAGAAUGGGCAGAGGAAUGGAAACAUCUUGACCAUUUGUUGAACUGCAUAAUGGACAUGGUAGAGAAAACAAGGCGAUCUCUCACUGUACUAAGGCGAUGUCAGGAAGCAGACCGGGAGGAACUGAAUUACUGGAUCCGGCGGUAUAGUGAUGCUGAGGACUUAAAAAAGGGCAGCAGCAGUAGCAGCAGCCACUCCAGGCAGCAGAGUCCCGUUAACCCAGACCCAGUUGCAUUAGAUGCGCAUCGGGAUUUCCUUCACAGGCCUGCUUCUGGAUACGUGCCAGAGGAGAUCUGGAAGAAAGCUGAGGAGGCCGUUAACGAGGUAAAGCGCCAGGCGAUGACUGAGCUGCAAAAGGCCGUGUCCGAAGCCGAGAGGAAAGCCCACGACAUGAUCACGACAGAGCGCGCCAAGAUGGAGCGCACCGUCGCAGAGGCCAAGCGGCAGGCGGCAGAAGACGCGCUCGCUGUCAUUAAUCAGCAGGAGGAUUCCAGUGAGAGUUGCUGGAAUUGUGGUCGUAAAGCAAGUGAAACCUGCAGUGGCUGUAACACAGCCCGAUACUGUGGCUCAUUUUGCCAACACAAAGACUGGGAGAAGCACCACCACAUCUGUGGACAGACGCUGCAGGCCCAGCAGCAAGGGGACACGCCUGCGGUCAGCUCUUCUGUCACGCCCAACAGUGGGGCUGGGAGCCCGAUGGACACACCACCAGCAGCCACCCCGAGGUCUACUACUCCGGGGACCCCUUCUACCAUAGAGACAACCCCUCGCUAGAUGUGAACUCAGAACUGUCGGAGGAAAGACAGCACAACCAACAUGAAAUUAAUUCCUCACCCUCAGAUGCUCAGUUGUUUUUUUGUUUGUGUGUUUAUAGAUGAACUAUCCUAUUUCAGUACUUCAGCAAGAGAUAACCUAACCGUAUCUUGAGGCGGUAGUAAAACAGAGGGCCAGUAACGGGUCAUAAUGACUUAUUGUGGAUAACAAAGAUAUCUUUUCCUUAAAGAACUGAAAAGAGAGCAGAGAAUAUAACAUGAAAUGAUAGAUUUGACCUCCUCCCUGUUAUUUUCCAGUAGCUGGGAUUUUAAACUAGAUGACCUCAUUAACCGAUGCUUUACCAAACAGCAAACCAAGAGAUUGCUAAUUGCUGUUGAAAGCAAAAUGCUAAUAUUAAAAGUCACAAUGUUCCUGAUAUACAAUAAUGGAAAAAAAAAAAAAGAGGAAAUCCCUCAAGGGCAUGACCAUUGGCUACAGUAGUAGACAUUUUAACAAGAAGAUGAAUGGCAUCCAUGGGUUGCUAACUGAACUUUGAAGACCCACUACAAAUACGCAAAUGUGUAGCAUAUUGGAAGGAGAAACAGAUGUUUGGGGUUUUUUUUCCUGUUUCUAAAAAGAAAUAAUAUCCAGGUCAACAGAAUGAAAAAUGAAAGAAUGUUUGCACUGGGAUGUAUGAAUAUAGUAGCAAGAAAAAAAAUGCCAUAAAUGGAAGGCUCCUUUACACACACACACACACACGCACACGCACACGCACACGCACACGCACUCACACACGCACGCACACACACGUCUGUUAAGAGACUCAGCCUGCAGUUAAUUAGCAUUCUGGCAGCUCUGACAUCAGCCAGCUGCCCUAAAUAGCCCUUCAACGUUUCUUCAUUUUUGUAAGGUUCCACAGAGUAAGACAUUGGGUCUAUUCCAGCUCAUUUUAUAUUGAAAAAUAAUUUUUAAAAAAUGGUGGCUUCAGCUCCAGCCCCUUUCCAAAUUUUUUCAAUCCCACCCUGUUUGGAUUUUUAAUUAAAAACUAGUAGUUCUCUUGGUGUUAAAACACUUCUGUCCUUGUGAGGUUUCCAAUGGUGUUUUUCUUGUAAAUGUGUUGGACAAAUGUGAAGAUGCAUUGUAGUUUAACCAUAUGCCCACAUUUAGUCUCUUUAUUCCUAGUUGGUGAGAAACCUGUAUCUUUCUAUGCUGCUUUUAUAUCUGUAUGUAUUAAUGAUAUUUCUCUAGUAGUUCAGAAAAAAAAAAAAAAGAAAAAAAAGACUUUUUUGGUUGUCCUCAAGAAAAGAAGAAAAAAGUUAUCUUUCGGAGCUGCUAUUUCACUCUAAGAUUUUUUUUCCCCCCUAAAAACCAGCAUGCUUCAUGGAAUGCUAACAUAUUGGUGUUUUUGUAAGAGGGAAUGUACAUAAAUGUAUUUUGCACUGUCACAAUGACUCCCUAGGCAUGCUUUUUUUUUUUUUUUAAGCAAACUUCUUGAAUAUGCUAGAGCCAUUUCACCAAGUUCAGCUGUAGCAUAGAGUAGUAGUGGAAUAUUUCUUUUUUCUUUUUUUGGAAAAAUCAUUAUUUGGGACUUUUUUAAAAAAGUAACAAGAUAUCCUACUUUUAAAAAAGACAGUGCAUGCAUAAUCCUGUAAAGUUGUUUAAGUAUUUCUAAUUUUACAAAAAAAAAAAGAUAAAUCAUUAGAGCUCCAAAUGCUGAGGUGUAGACUGACAGCUUUAACACUGCU
This is a messenger RNA of Pteropus alecto (black flying fox), 4046 nucleotides long. RefSeq names its product RUNX1 translocation partner 1 (gene RUNX1T1). NCBI's taxonomy places the organism in Eukaryota, Metazoa, Chordata, Mammalia, Chiroptera, Pteropodidae. Gene Ontology annotation, biological process: DNA-templated transcription; negative regulation of DNA-templated transcription. Gene Ontology annotation, molecular function: transcription corepressor activity. The transcript has 12 exons. The record is from RefSeq and is a predicted model, not a curated record. Gene Ontology annotation, cellular component: nucleus. Bases 619 to 2322 code for a protein of 567 amino acids.